AGUAAAUCAAGAUUAUUUUGCUCUUGCUGGUAGGAAACCAUCUGUUAUCUUUGUCUGGAAUUGGAGAAAAGGCAUAAAGUUAUUGAGUAGGAUGGGUUAUUACAUGUAUUUAAUAUGUAUGAUCCGUUAGGAGAUGCAACUAUUACACACUAUUUAAACGCUUGUAGUAUACCAUGUAUUGAAUAUAAUAAUGAAUUAAGUUUAGUUCUUGCACCGCAUGCUUCAAGAAGAAUUUAUCAUUAUCGUUGGAAUGAGUAUAAAUCAAAUGAUGAGGAUCAGGAGCAUCUUUUAUCAUUGUCAACUAAUAACACCCAUCAUCACUUACAUUCUACCGCACAGCUACCAUCAGCCAUGUCUCAUAGACAAAGAUUAUCCAAGACAUUGAGUAGUUUCUUGGGUCUAAAAAUACCUUCUUCAACUCAUCAUCUAUUUGCACACCAUUCAUUUAAUCCUUCUAGUCAACAGCCACGUUCAUCUACCUCAACUGGAACGCAUUUAUCAAAAAAUACUUCAAAAGAUUUUAUUAGACAGUGUUCUAUUCGUAGACGUCGUCAUUCAUCCUAUAAUGAUUAUGGUUAUGCAUGUCAACUGAAAACAGAUCAAUACAUUAAGCAAUAUUAUGAUAAUAUGGCUAAUCAAAACCUUCUGCUCCCCCCUUUACCUAACCUUAGUGAACGUCCAAGAUUAAUUCAUUCAAUUCGUACAACUCCACUUGAGAGUACGGCUAAAGAAAUUGUAAAUAUUGCAAUUCAUGGAGAUCGUGUGGCUACUGUUAACCGACGAGGGGAUAUAGCCUUAUAUGCUUUAAAUGGUACGACAGCAGCCAGAGUUACGGCACAUUUAGGUUUGAGUGAACAACAGGAAUGGAUGGAAGAUGAGAACGAUAUCAACAGUAAUAGAGAAGAUGAUGAAUUAUCCGACGGUUAUGAUUUUGUAAGAUCAAGAUUAGCCAUGGGUCCAAUGGGGUUGAUUUACGGUUCAAAAAAUGGAACACUAUGGUGGUUAGAUUUUGGCUAUAGAGUAUAAAAUAAAUAAUGAGACAAUACAUUUUUUUUUUUUUUUUUUUUUUUUUUUGUAAAUAGAUGUGAAAAGAUACAGUAGUGUUUAUAAUAAGUUGAGUGAGAACGUCAUGAUGAGUGGGUGAAUACAAGGUUUCAUUUUGCUUUUUUGGAAUACAAGAUAUAUAUACACAACUAAUUGGUUGACAUCGAUAGCCUAAGAAGCGAAUAGUUGUCAAUAGAUUGUUUAAAAAUGAUAAAAAUCGAUUGGGAGAGGGAGAGAAGCCUUUUUUUUUUCCUAUUCUUCUUUUUUUUUUAAACGUAUAUAAAACUUGAUUUCCGCCUGAUGUGUAUUUUAU
Messenger RNA from Cokeromyces recurvatus, 1357 nucleotides. RefSeq lists its product as uncharacterized. The transcript is spliced from 2 exons. NCBI's taxonomy places the organism in Eukaryota, Fungi, Mucoromycota, Mucoromycetes, Mucorales, Mucoraceae. The record is from RefSeq and is a predicted model, not a curated record. Bases 115 to 1026 code for a protein of 303 amino acids.